CGACAGCCGCUGGCGGGGGCGGGAGGGCGGAGGGAGGGCCGAGGCUCGCUGCGGAGCGCCGGCAACCCGCUUCGCCCUCUCACACACAGAGACACACACAGAGACACACAGACAGACACACAGACACACACAGACACAGACACACAGACACACACACCUCGCCCGGGCGGCGGGAGUCGUGGCCGCUCGCCCAUGGCUGACGGGAGCUUGAUCGAAGGCGACGAGCCCUCUCCGCGCCGGGAGGAGGCUCCGGAGUGGGGCUACGAGGAAGGAGUGGAGUGGGGGCUGAUCUUUCCUGACGCUAACGGGGAGUACCAGUCGCCCAUUAACUUGAACUCGAGAGAAGCCAAGUAUGACCCGUCGCUCCUGGAAGUGCGUUUGUCGCCAAACUACGUGGUGUGUCGCGACUGUGAAGUGAUCAACGAUGGGCAUUCUAUUCAGAUUGCCCUGAAGUCAAAAUCAGUAUUAAUAGGAGGGCCAUUACCUCGAGGACAUGAGUUUGAACUACAUGAUGUCCGGUUUCACUGGGGGAGAGAAAACCAGCGUGGUUCUGAACACACAGUUAAUUUCAAGGCCUUUCCCAUGGAGCUUCACUUAAUGCACUGGAACUCCACUUUGUACAGCAGCAUUGAUGAGGCAGUAGGAAAGAAGCACGGCAUAGCUAUUAUUGCUUUAUUUGUGCAGAUAGGAAAAGAGCAUGUAGGCCUGAAGGCUGUAACUGAAGUCCUCCAGGACAUCCAGUACAAGGGAAAGUCCAAAACAAUACCCUGUUUUAAUCCCAACUCUUUAUUGCCAGAUCCUCUUCUGCGUGACUACUGGGUGUAUGAGGGCUCUCUGACCAUCCCACCCUGCAGUGAAGGUGUCACCUGGAUAUUAUUUCGCUAUCCUUUGACUGUGUCCCAAGUGCAGAUAGAGGAAUUUCGUAGACUGAGGACACACGUUAAAGGGGCAGAACUUUUGGAGGGUUGUGAUGGAAUCCUGGGAGAUAACUUCAGACCAACUCAGCCACUUAGUGAUAGAGUUAUCAGGGCUGCAUUUCAGUAGCAGAAGAGGAGAAACAACAAAAAUCUUCAUGCAAAGAGGGGGAAGACAAUGCUCCCACAGUGCCCUCAGAUGAGAAAUGGAAACUUUUGAGGCUGCUGCUUCAGUUGAACCACAAAGCCUGUAUUGUUUGUCUUCAUCUAAUUCAGCUUUGACAGACAGCUGUGACACUUGCUCUGUCCGCACGGUCCAGUGAAAUUCUGGGAAUGGGGCCGUACGUUAAAAGAUGGAAACACAUUAAAUCUUCCAAUUCACACUGUUAACUAUUUUUAAAUGGUAAUUAUUAUUGCCUAUGUAGUUCCUUUGCCACAGCAUUAAAUAGUGGUCUGUGAUCCAAAUAGUACUAAUUUUAAGCUUGGUAUGAAUGUUAAUAUGUAGAAAUACUUAUUGUUGUUUUGAAUGUUGGAUUUAAUUUUAUUCUGUAUCAUCUCUUGUGCUGUCAGUAACCAUAUUUUCUGCAGAGGGGAGGUGCAAUCUACAAAGCUAAUAAAAACCAUUGUUCAAAGAGAGUGUUACACAAAUUCAGAAGUAAUUUUGGGGUACAAAGGAGCACUUCUCCCAAACCUUUCCACUUAACAUUGUUUAUCUGAUUAGAGCUGAAUGAUAUUUGCAUCUCUAGGAACCUUACUGAAAUUAAGGACAGUUUUGCAAUAAUGAAGGUUAACCAAUGUAACAAUAAACAGAAUCGUCUGGA
Calypte anna (Anna's hummingbird) is the source of this 1735-nucleotide messenger RNA. It is a transcript of the gene CA8, whose product is annotated as carbonic anhydrase 8. The record is from RefSeq and is a predicted model, not a curated record. The transcript is spliced from 9 exons. Lineage: Eukaryota; Metazoa; Chordata; Aves; Apodiformes; Trochilidae. Gene Ontology annotation, molecular function: carbonate dehydratase activity; zinc ion binding. Bases 193 to 1044 code for a protein of 283 amino acids.